This is a messenger RNA of Oncorhynchus mykiss (rainbow trout), 1864 nucleotides long. RefSeq names its product E3 ubiquitin-protein ligase TRIM16. Lineage: Eukaryota; Metazoa; Chordata; Actinopteri; Salmoniformes; Salmonidae. Gene Ontology annotation, molecular function: protein binding; zinc ion binding. The record is from RefSeq and is a predicted model, not a curated record.
AAACGAAAGUGAUCUCAGAUAUCAUUCUGCUCAAGCUGUGUUUGUGUGCAACAAAAUGGCAGAGGCCAUUUUAAAAGACCAAGAUCCGUUCUUUUGUUCAAUAUGCUUGGAUCUACUAAAGGAUCCAGUGACUAUACAUUGUGGACAUAGCUACUGUAUGGGUUGUAUCAACGGCUGCUGGGAUCAGGAUGAUCUGAAAGGAGUCUACAGCUGUCCCCAGUGCAGACAUACCUUCACCCCAAGGCCUGUUCUGAACAGGAGCACUGUCUUGGUUGAAGUGGUGGAGAAACUGAAGAGGACAGGACCUCAAGCGUCAUCUGCUCACUGUUAUGCUGGACCUGAAGAUGUGGAGUGUGAUGUCUGCACUGGGAGAAAACACAAAGCUGUCAAGUACUGUCUGGUGUGUCUUGUCUCAUACUGCGAGACUCAUCUCCAGCCUCAUUAUGACUCGCUUGCCUUUAAGAAGCACAAGCUGGUCGAAGCCUCCACACAACGACAGGAGAAGAUCUGCCCUCAUCAUGACAAACUGCUGGAGGUUUACUGCUGUACUGAUCGGCAGUGUAUCUGUCUGCUGUGUGUGAUGGAUGAACAUAAAGGCCAUGAUACGGUGUCAGUUGCAGCAGAAAGGACUGAGAAACAGAAACAGUUGGGUAAAAUACAGCAGCAGUACCACCAGAGAAUCCAGGAGAUGGAGAAGGAGGUACAGGAGCUUAGGCAGGCUGUGAAAACACUCACGCGCUCUGCACAGGUGACAGUGGAUGCGACUGACAGGAUCUUUAUUGAGCUGAUCCGCUCCAUUGAGCGAAGGCGUUCUGAGGUGAAGGAGCUGAUCAGAGCUCAGGAGAGGAUUGCAGGGAGUCGGGUUCAGGGACUCCUGGACCGACUAGAUCAGGAAGUCACUGAGAUGAAGAGAAGAGAUGCUGAGCUCAGGCAGCUCUCAAACACAGAGGAUCACAUCUAUUUCCUUCAGAGUUUCCAGUCACUCUCUGUCCCUCCUGGUUCUGAGGCCCUACCCAGCCCCACUUUCAAUCCACACAUUUCUUUUGAACGUGUGAAGAAAUUGGUUUCUGGACUGAAAGUGCAACUGGAUGGUAUCUGCAAGGAGGAAAUAGACAAGAUAUCUGAAAAUGUGAUGAAAGUGCAAAUUGUUCGACCUCUGGAGCCCAAGACCAGAGAGGAGUUCUUAGAAUAUUCCUACGAACUCACGGUGGAUCCUAACACAGCAUGUGGAACACUGCAUCUGUCUGAGAAGAACAGCAAGGUGACAUGGAGUGAAGGGGAGACUCAAGCCUAUCCUGAUCAUCCAGACAGAUUUACCCACUAUGACCAAGUGCUGUGUAGAGAGGGUUUAUCUGGAAACUGCUACUGGGAGGCUGAGCUUCGAGGCUGGAUUACUGUGGCAGUCUCAUAUGUGGCUCUUGUGAGGAAAGGAGAGGGUAAUGAGUGUAGGUUUGGAGGUAAUGAUCAGUCUUGGAGUUUGGAAUGCUCUCCCACCAGUUGUUCUUUCCUUCAUGAUAAUGUUAAGACUAAAAUACGAUCCCAUUGCACCUCCAGAGUAGGAGUGUACCUGGACUACAAGGCAGGAACUCUGUCCUUUUACAGCAUUUCUAAAAAAGUGACCCUCCUCCACAGAGUGAAUAACACAUUCACUGAACCCCUCUAUCCUGGGUUUGGGGUUGGUUUGGAAUCAUCUGUGAGGAUAAUGCUUCCCAUGCAGUCAACAUGAUUUUUCUGUGUUUUAUAUAUAUUUCCACACUAUGAGGUUAGAAUAAUACUGUGAAAUUGUGAACUGCAUCUCAGUGCGAGGCGUCACUACAGACCCUGGUUCAUUUCUAGACUGUAUCACAGCCGGCCGUGAUUAGGA